Juglans microcarpa x Juglans regia is the source of this 927-nucleotide messenger RNA. Its product is annotated as rhomboid-like protein 19. Gene Ontology annotation, biological process: retrograde vesicle-mediated transport, Golgi to endoplasmic reticulum. Bases 1 to 927 code for a protein of 308 amino acids. The record is from RefSeq and is a predicted model, not a curated record. NCBI's taxonomy places the organism in Eukaryota, Viridiplantae, Streptophyta, Magnoliopsida, Fagales, Juglandaceae. The transcript has 8 exons. Gene Ontology annotation, cellular component: membrane; Golgi apparatus.
AUGAGCACUCCAGCCCUUUCAGGAGGCACGAGCUUCUAUUCUGGGUUCACUCGACUAUGCAAGGGCCUUGCUGUGGUUCUCCUAGGCGGCCACAUUGUUGUCCAGCUCUUCCCUUCGGCUAUUACUUACCUUGCUCUUAUUCCCGCCAGGACAAUUCCCUUCACUUGGAACCUCAUAACAGCCGGUUAUGUUGAACAGUCAGUGCAUGGGGUGGUUGCCAGCACACUUGGUCUCCUUUUCAUUGGCAAGUUACUUGAGCCCAUAUGGGGUUCUCGGGAAUUCUUGAAGUUCAUUUUUGUAGUUAACUUUCUGACUUCUGUAUGCGUUUUCAUUACUGCUAUCACCUUGUACUACCUUACAACGCAGGAAAAUUACCUUUACAUGCCACUUUCUGGAUUCCAUGGGGUUCUUUCAGGGUUCUUGGUUGGCAUCAAGCAGAUAAUUCCCGACCAAGAGCUGCCUUUGUUGAAGAUAAAAGCUAAGUGGUUACCAUCUCUGACCCUGUUGUUCUGUAUUGCUGUAAGCUUCUUCACACUUGAGUCCGUGAGAUAUCUUCCAACCUUAAUAUCUGGCACAUAUAUGAGCUGGAUUUACCUCAGAUACUGGCAGAGAAAACCAGAAACUAAACUUAAGGGUGAUCCGAGUGAUGAUUUUUCAUUCUCGACGUUCUUCCCUGAACUUUUGAGACCGGUCAUUGAUCCCAUCGCAUCUAUAUUUCGUCGAAUGCUCUGUGGGAGAACUGAAGCUUCUAAUGAAGCCCAGGGUUACACGCUGGGUGGUGCCUCAUUACCAGGUUCUGAUCCCAUCGAGGCAUCUCGAAGGAGAGAAAGGGGAGCUCGAGCACUUGAAGAACGACUGGCAGCUGACAGGUUGGCCACUGCAAGCAGUGCAGAAGGGGCACGAAAAGACUCUACAGAAAAUGUUUAA